GUUUUGCGGUGCUGCUGCUACAAUUUCAUAGUUGAUGCACAUAUGUACAUACUAACUACUGUAUACACAUGUGUGUAGAAGCGGUUAUUGCCGGAGCGUUUGAGCGACAAGUGGGCACAUAAACUCUCGAAAAUGGGCAGUCACACAACCAAUCGAGUACGAAUCUGUUGCCACAUAAAGACGGCUGCUAGCUGGUUGCGCUCAGCUGCUCGCUUUUAGAGAAUCAGUCUAUAGCAGAUCGCUCGGAAAGUUACACGUACAUAAUUAUUUAUUUUUAUUUUGCGGUUGGCGGAUUGGUUUUCACAAAACCGAAACGAUUAAAAAAAUUAAAUAUACUUGGAUUAGAAUUUUACCUGAAUUCGUGCAUAAAAUUACAAUUAUACAAAGCGAGAAUCUAUUAGUAUAAUUCUGUCCUUCACGCUCUAACGCGUUGUGUUUUUCCAAACUCAGUUCUGUCUGUCAUACAGCAGAUUAUGGUUCAACCACAACAGAAGCUGCCAAUCGUCCCACAGCCAACAUACUUCGCUGUGGGUCCACAACCACACGAGGUCACUUGUCCCUAUUGUCAGGCCACGGCUAAAACGGUGAUGCUACGACCAAUAUUGCGCUGCUUCAGUCGACGUCAUUACUGCGCCGAGUGCGGUGAAUAUUUGGGCACCUAUCGGCGACCGCAACUUUGAACUGAUUUCUGGCCUCUGAUAGAAAAUUAAUUAAAACAAAGUACUCGAAUAUAUGUACCUACAUACUUACAUAUGUAUGUGCAUAUGCAUACAUAUGUAUGUACAUUAUGUUUUAUCUGAACGCUUUCAACAAUUUGUAUAUUCUAUUUUAUAUUGUAAUUGACCCUUAGUUUUAUU
This is a messenger RNA of Rhagoletis zephyria (snowberry fruit fly), 857 nucleotides long. RefSeq lists its product as uncharacterized. The record is from RefSeq and is a predicted model, not a curated record. NCBI's taxonomy places the organism in Eukaryota, Metazoa, Arthropoda, Insecta, Diptera, Tephritidae.